AGUGGUAACAGCAACAUGGAAGACAAGCCACAUUCUGGACAGCCAUGCACGGCUGUCACACCACAAAAUGAAGACUGUCUUGGUCAUCUCAUCCACACGAAUCAGCUGACAACCAAGGAACAGUAUAUGGAGCUGAAUAUUAGUUUCAAUGCUUUGGAAAUGCUGGUGCAAGUGUUGGAAUAUCCCAAAGUUUGUGCCAGGAACAGACUCAAUGCUACACGAGAAGUUGACCCUGUAGCCCUCCCGAAUUGCCAGCUCAUAAAAGGGAUUGAAACUGGUUCAGAAGACAUUGACAUCCUUCCUAAUGGACUGGCUUUCAUCAGCUCUGGUUUGAAAUACCCAGGAUUGAAGAGCUUUGCACCAGACAAGCCAGGUGAAAUUUUUUUGAUGGAUUUGAAUGAAAAAAAGCCAAAAGCAUCUGAACUGAGAAUCAGCCGUGGAUUUGAUUUAGGAUCAUUUACCCCUCAUGGGAUCAGCACUUACAUAGACAAAGAUGACACCGUGUACCUCUUUGUUGUGAAUCAUCCACACCAGAAGAGCACAGUAGAAUUGUUUAAAUUUAUGGAAGAGGACAAUUCUCUUGUACAUCUAAAAACCAUUCGACACGACCUUCUGACAAGUGUGAAUGAUGUAGUAGCUGUGGGGCCUGACAGCUUCUAUGCUACCAAUGACCACUACUUCUCUGACUUCAUCUUGAUGUUCUUGGAAAUGUACUUGGGUUUAACUUGGUCAAAUGUGGUUUACUACAGUCCAAAAGAAGUUAAAGAAGUGGCAGCUGGGUUUUAUUCAGCCAAUGGAAUUAACAUUUCACCCGACAAAAAGUACAUCUAUAUUGCAGAUAUAUUUGAUCAUAAUGUCCAUGUUAUGGAAAAGCAUGCUGAUUGGAAUUUAACCCAUGUGAAGACGCUGCAGCUGGACACUCUUGCCGAUAACUUGUCUGUUGAUCCUGACACUGGGGAUAUCUGGACAGGAUGUCAUCCAAAUGGGAUGAAGCUAUUCUUCGAUGACCCAGAUAACCCUCCUGCCUCUGAGGUCCUGCGCAUCCAGAACAUCCUGGCAGAGCAGCCCACGGUGACGCGUGUCUAUGCUGAGAAUGGCUCCGUGCUGCAGGGGACCUCGGUGGCAACAGUCUACAACAGGAAACUGCUCAUUGGCACAGUCUUCCACAGAGCCCUGUACUGUGAGCUAUAGCUGUCCUGACCGUAAAUGAGAUCCAGUCUGAGGCCCAGGAGCCACACUUUGGCCAACAGCUGGGAUCAGAACAACACAGAAGGAAGGAGAGGACAAAUGCCGUGUUACCAUUUAUUACUUCUGGAAUGACCAACGAAUGGGCAGGAAAGUGAGGACUCGAUACAAAUUCUAAUAAAGAUUCAGGAUUUCUCA
Messenger RNA from Tympanuchus pallidicinctus (lesser prairie-chicken), 1383 nucleotides. Its product is annotated as serum paraoxonase/arylesterase 2. The transcript is spliced from 10 exons. Lineage: Eukaryota; Metazoa; Chordata; Aves; Galliformes; Phasianidae. Gene Ontology annotation, cellular component: extracellular region. Bases 16 to 1191 code for a protein of 391 amino acids. Gene Ontology annotation, molecular function: arylesterase activity. The record is from RefSeq and is a predicted model, not a curated record.